GGCCGCGUCUCUCUGCAUUCUUAUACAGUACUGAUUCUUAUACCCGGCGGGGAUUGGCUGCACAUGGACUGCAAGAUCACUCACUUCGACGCAACAUAAUGGCACUCGCAGGCAGCGCAACUGCUACUCUGGGCCACGAGCUCUCAAACCCUCCCACGGACGGCAUAUCGAGUGUCAAGUUCAGUCCAGACGACCCCAGCUUGCUGCUCGUGGGAAGUUGGGAUAAGAAACUGCGACUGUACGAUGUUACAACCGACACUUUAAAACGCGAGUGGAAUCAAAAGGCCGCCACAUUGGACGUCUGCUUUUCGUCCGGGAAUCGGUGUUUUAGCGUUGGCGUGGAUAAGAAGCUGAAGAGUUUCGAUGUGAAUGCACCCGGAGAAACGGUGAUUGGGAGCCAUGACGAUGCGAUUCGGUGCGUCGUGCAUGCGCCAGAGACAGGCCAGAUCUUAACCGGAAGUUGGGACCACCACAUCGGGCUCUGGGACCCACGCACCAAUGCCUCCCUCGGCAAAUACGCCCAACCCGCCAAAGUCUUCUCCAUGGACGUAGUCGGGCACACCCUCGUCGUCGCAACCGCCGGACGGAGCCUCUUCGUCUACGACAUCCGCAACAUGAAGGAGACCCUCCAGCCACGGGAGAGCUCGCUGAAAUUCAUGACGAGGGUGUUGCGGUGUAUGCCUAACGGGGAAGGAUUUGUCAGCGGGUCGAUUGAGGGACGGAUCGCGGUCGAGUACUUUGACCCGUCGAAGGAGUCGCAGGCAAGGAAAUAUGCGUUUAAGUGCCAUCGGCAGGUGGUGGAUGACACGGAACACAUCUUCCCUGUCAAUGCGAUCGCGUUUCAUCCCAUCCACGGCACCUUCGCCUCAGGCGGCAGCGACGGCGUCGUCUACAUCUGGGACCACCUUAACAAAAAGCGCAUGCGGCAAUACCCGCGCUACCCAACCGGCAUCUCGUCGCUGGCCUUCAACUGCGACGGAUCCAUGCUGGCCGUCGCGAGCAGCUACUCGUUCGAUGAGGGCGAGAAGGAUCACCCGCCGGAUAGCGUGUUUGUGAGACAGGUGGGCGAGAAUGAGUGUAGGAGUAAGGCCAAGGUUGCGGCGUGAGUGGAGGGGAGGUGGGAGGGGUGAGAGUAGUCGCGUGGGAGAGUAUUUUCAGUAUGGGUGUAGGUGUGUGUGCCAGGGCGGGACGGUGGUACGUAGGGCGACGCACCGGGGCGGAAUACCAGAAGGAUGGUGCGAACGUAUGUAGCCUCCCCAAGUCCGCGGAGGGGAAGCCGCAAUAAUCGAGUAAUGUAUAUAGGAGGACCGAAAAUAACCUUCCGAUGGUGGUUACGGAGCCUUCACAUCUCGAAUGCAGCCAAAAAGCGGGG
Fimicolochytrium jonesii is the source of this 1372-nucleotide messenger RNA. RefSeq names its product WD40-repeat-containing domain protein. Gene Ontology annotation, cellular component: bub1-bub3 complex; mitotic checkpoint complex; kinetochore. Gene Ontology annotation, molecular function: ubiquitin binding. The coding region runs from base 99 to 1106 and encodes 335 amino acids. NCBI's taxonomy places the organism in Eukaryota, Fungi, Chytridiomycota, Chytridiomycetes, Spizellomycetales, Powellomycetaceae. Gene Ontology annotation, biological process: mitotic spindle assembly checkpoint signaling. The record is from RefSeq and is a predicted model, not a curated record. The transcript is spliced from 5 exons.